This is a messenger RNA of Suillus plorans, 842 nucleotides long. RefSeq lists its product as uncharacterized. The coding region runs from base 88 to 759 and encodes 223 amino acids. The transcript has a single exon. The record is from RefSeq and is a predicted model, not a curated record. Lineage: Eukaryota; Fungi; Basidiomycota; Agaricomycetes; Boletales; Suillaceae.
AGUCUACUACGCCUCAGGUUCAUUUUGAGCUACAAGGGUAUUCCAUUCGUGACUGUCUGGGUCGAAUACUCAGACAUCUCGAUCUCUAUGAAGGCCAUCGGUGCAAGGCCAAACAAACGUUCAGAUGGCACCGAUGUUUACCCCGUCCCCGUCCUCAGCGACCCUAACACCGGUGCCCUCAUCACUGACUCCCUCGAAAUCGCCUCCUACCUCGAAAAGACAUAUCCCGAGAAGGCCAUUUUCCCCCACAACUCAGAAUCCUUGAUACGCGAGUUCGACUCCGCCCAUUUCAGACUCGUUAUACCUGCUGUAAAGUUUAUCUUCGCACGCUCCACAGAAACAUUGAGUCCCGCCAGUGCGAAGUUCUUCAUCGGAGUUCGUUCGAUAGACGUCCCGCUGCCUUGGGAUGCGAAUUACAGUGAAGACUGGGCCCUACUAGAGAAGGGGUACAAUACUGCGCAUGAAUGGUACCAGAAGACAGACGGGAAGUGGUUGAUGGGCGACACUUUUUCGUAUGCAGAUAUCAUCGUGGCUUGUUGUUUGCUGUGGUUCAAACGAGUUUUGAAGGAGAAUGAGUGGGUCAGGAUCAGUCCUUGGAAUGGAGGGAAAUGGACCCAACUUCUUGCGGAUGCCGUCUCGAUUCGGAAACAUCGCAAGACAGCCGCACCUAUGAAAAUUAUAUGUUUACUGUUGCUUUUUGUGCUCCUCUAUUUAAUUUCACCUCGCGUGGGCGCAGGGUUUAAGAUUGUGAAUGUCUGAGAUCCUCUGGGCGAUAGUGCGACUCCGAUAGGUCGGCUUAGGCUUGACCUAGCUAAGGGGGCUCGGGCCCACAUAACAUUGAC